This is a messenger RNA of Phasianus colchicus (ring-necked pheasant), 6394 nucleotides long. RefSeq names its product aquaporin-12-like. Gene Ontology annotation, biological process: transmembrane transport. The record is from RefSeq and is a predicted model, not a curated record. NCBI's taxonomy places the organism in Eukaryota, Metazoa, Chordata, Aves, Galliformes, Phasianidae. Gene Ontology annotation, molecular function: channel activity. Gene Ontology annotation, cellular component: membrane; cytoplasm.
GAGCUGAAAGCAGCCAGCCAGAUCUGCUGAACCUGUGUCUGUUGGUGAGGGAAGGUGAGCAGGACUGCGGUCCCGAAAUGUUGGCAGUGACUCACCAGCUUCUAGGAGAUGGCUUUGUGCCACCCAGGUGCCUUACUGUGCAGGGAUCUGCAGUGCCACCACUCAGUUUAUGUUCUGCUCUUUUGUGGUAGGAACCCAAGUACAUUAUGUUAACUGCACCGUCAGAGGACAAAAUCUCUCUAGUUGUAUGUGCAAGAAUAGCUGUGGUUUUAACUUCAAGACAGUGUCUUAUUCCAGGCACAUAAAUCUAGAUGCAUUUCCCAGGCAAAAUGUAUUGCAGGCCAUGGAUGCUGUAAACACUAGAAUGGCAUUGCUCUUGGUUUGAAUGCGUCCGGCUUCCUGAUCAGUGAAGUAGCAAGGAAGCUUGGCUAAGGAAAAAACCUGUCUUAUUGAUGAUUCCCUCUUUGUCCAUUGCUGGCAAUGGACUUUGUGAAACUCCUUGUGCCAGAGUUAAGGUGGGAGCUUUUCUUUCUUUCUUUUUUCUUUUUUUUUUUUUAAUCUUUUUUUUUCUUUGAUGGCACAGUCUAGACAGUAAGAUAAGUAUAACUUGUGAUAAAUUUAGAAGUUUUUAAAUAGAAAAAAAAAAAACAUGAGAUCAUAAGUAAUUUUAACUUAUUAGUUCACUUUUAUUGAUGAAUGAGAACGGUUUUAAACUUGUAUUAUGAAAAUUGUCCAAUUUAGUCUACUUAGGAGGUGGUUUCCAAGCUUACAGUCAUCCUAGCAAACAAGACUUAGCCCAGCCCGAGUUACAAAACAUAUCUUGAUGCUUGCUGGAAUGGUGUUAGCUCUGAGUUGAGGAGUGCUGCAAGGUGGGGUCAGAGACGAGCUGGGAAUAGCUGAGCUGGCAGAAGGGGAGAGCUAUGAGGGGGUUGGCUGUGCUCUGUUUCUGUGUGUCUGAAGGUUUCUCUGCCAAUGUCACCUGCAUGUCUGCAAAACAAAGAUGCAAGCCAUGCUUUUUUUCCCUGAAUGGAGAUGAGCAUUUUUAAGACUUGCUGCUGCUCGACUUGGCUAGCAUAGACAAACAGAACAGCCAGAGUUUGAGUAGAUGCUGGAAAGGAAGAGUUUGCUUUAGAAAGUGCUGGGGUUCCCACAUGUCUCGCUCUCUUGGGUGCCAGUGUAGGAUCCCAGAUUGGCCUGUAAUCCAAUGCGUGUGUGAUGUGUAUGGGAUGCCCUGUAAUUGGUGUGACUCGCUGGGCAGCUCGUGGCUGGGAUGCACGUGUGCAGGAAAUGUGCAACUCUUGGGAUCUCUGUUACCGUCGAACAAAGCGGGUUGCUCAUGGAAAGCAGCCGUGGUGCUGGGAGCAUGCACUGUGACAUAAGGCAGCUCCUGUGGUGGAGGGUGGCUGGGGGAGCCAGAAGGCUGAUAAAGUCUCUCCAGCUGGUGUUGAAUAUGUCUUUGGUCCGUUUUCCCUCUGUCCCUCACGCUAUCAGUGGAAAUGGAAGUGGGUGCAAGCUUUCUCUUUAUUUUUUUAACUGUCUUCAGAUUUUAAUGUUGCCUUUUGUGUAAUUUAAUCCCAUUAUGUUAUUUAAUUGUUACUGCAAUAUUAACUACUGUAUUUGUUGACUUUGUUUAAUAACUGUUCUUUCAGGGCUAGAAAUAAACUUCUAAAAAAAAAAAAAAAUCUUUUUCUUCCCCUUCCCCAUGUCUUCUAAGACAAGAAUAGCUGGAAAGAGUAAAAGUUUGGAGGUCUUAAUGAGAUUAGCAGAAUUGGUUUGUAACUGAGCUUUAAUGGUGGUGGAUGUAAUUUUAUGCUAUACUAGCCUGUUCUGUUUCUUUUUCAAUAUUAUUACUCAACAGCUUCACAUGCACCUAUCCCUGCACGCUGCUGCCAUCGUUGCACCUCCUGCACCAUGCUUUGGAGCAGCAUAUGGGAGAGAGGGUCUGGAGCACACACUUCAUCCAUCAUUGAAGAGAGAUCACGUGCUCUUUUUGCAAGUGGAGUAAAGCAGCAGCUUAGUUCAUCAUCAUUGCAUCUUCCACUAUUGCUCACGCUUCUGGUUGGAAUCAUGAAAAUGCAAUCCAGUUAAAGAAGAGGACAUUGAAAUGUGCUUUUUUUGGGCUUAGGGUUGGUUCAGUUGAAACCCAGAUGAUGUUUCUGGCUUGGCUGUGGAUAUCAAAGUACCCAUACUGUGCAUUUCCCAUGUGUUGUUGGGAAAUCACCUUGUUCCCUUUCUCGCAUAUUAUGUGAACCUUGCUCAUACUGUUGACAGAGGAAAGUGAAGAAACACUCUGAGUUUGGAAAUGUUUUCAGCUAGACAUAAGAAAUGUUCUUAACUGAGGUUUGCGUUAAUUUAUGGUGGAAACAGCUGACAGGAGGAGAGAAGGUGCUUAGUAGAACUAAUUCAGCUGAUAUUGACACUUGAGUUGCUUUGAGGUGAGCAGGAUUUUGGUUUUAGUUUGCACAGGUUGAAACUUCCUUGUCCUUGCUUGAUAAAUCCAAGUGAGGAUUGUAAGAACUUGCUUUUCACUUUCUUACACGUGGCCUUGACUAAAAGCAGCAACCACCCAUUGUUUUUUCAUCAGUUCUUUAUGUACUGGAUAUUGUGCAUCAGGUUAAAGCAAUGCAGUCUUGCUGUAAAGUUGGGGAAAAUGUCUUGCAGUUGAGUUGCGGUGGAUUAAAGCACAGAGCUGAGCACAGUUCUUUGGGCCACACCAGCAGGAUGCUGGUUAAACACAGGAUGGUUGAAAAACAAACAGGUCUUCACUUCCAGUGAGAGUUCCUGCAGUGCUGUGAGGAGCAGCGCUGGGUUUGGCUGCGAUUCGUGGGGCUCGUGUACAAGCACAGCACUCUGCAUGCUCCCAGCGACCUGCACAGCUGCACCUUUUCCUUGUUUUGCAACUUGCACUUUGCAAUGAAGACUGUUUGCAGUGAAAAUAACUGUCCCAGCAGUAUCUUGCAGACCUCAGUCGUGUGGGAACGGGAUGUGAGAUUCGAGCUCAGCUAAAUUAUUGACUCUGCAGAGGAAGGGGUUUCUCAAAGAUCUCCCCCUACUUCGAACUGUAGCCUGAUGGAAACUUUUCAAACAAGUAACAACAGUGAAUUUUCUCCUUACGGUCUGUGGCAAGGGAGAAGAGCAGCAGAGGUAGAGCUUCUCGUGCUGUUCCCCCACUGUAGUGGUGGCAUUGCUUUUUCCCUUUUCUACCCAUCUGUUGGUGCCUGCAGGGAGAACAUCUUCCAGCACAUCAUAACUGCAUUUCAAUUGAUUGUAUUGAUCUGAUUACUGAAACAGGCUGGACUUGAUGAGAAAAUUAAUCGGAGAAUCAUUAAGAUUGGAAAAGAUGUCUGAGAGCAUCAGGUCUAACCAAGUGAUGUGGAGAUGCAUCAAGUGAGUAGGAGGGAAGAUGGGACUGGAGGAGCAGAAGCAGCGCAACUCAGUGCUCAGGCUCGAGAUCCUGGUGCUUUGUGAAUGGCUCGUGAGCAUCGAAUCCAGCUUGGUACAAUAGCAGAUCAAAAGAGAAGAUGCUGAUGUGACAGGGCAGCGUGAUGGCACUGUGCCCAGCUGCUCUCUCAAGCCUGAGUUAAGCAUUGCACAGUUGCAGGAUAUGCCACAGCCAUAGUUACAGAUGGUGGAUGGGAAAUAGGUUUUGGAUACCUUGAGCAGUUCUUAAAAUGCUAGGAUUUUCACUGAGCCAAAAAAAAAAAAAAAAGUUUUCAGUCUUUUGAAGCAUGUUUUAUCUUUCCGUAUUUGGGCAAGGUGUGCUUAUAUUAGGCCAAAGAUGCACACUUGUGUUUUGUUGGGAGAAAUAGGUUAAAAACUGAAGUGGUGAUGUGUUUUGAGGCAGGUUGACCGCAGCCCAGCAGUUUUGGAUAGGAGGGUUUGGAGGAGAAGUUGUUGACAGUGGUUUGGGCUUCCCAAGGUUCCCAAUGCAAGCACUGUGUGCUGCUCUUACCAGGAACCUUCCCAAAACCACCGCUGGGUGAGUGCCUGGGGAAAUAAAUGUCCUGAGGAAGGAAAGCAGUAUUGGUUCCCAUCAUACAGGGACGCUUACCCUGUGGAAUUCUGUUGGUGAGGAGUGAGCUGCUGUUCCCACUGUCAGGAUGGGAAACGUGGGCAGAACCCAAGAAGCACUGUCAUUAUUUGAUGGUGACAGCAGUUCUGCCAGUGCAGCUGGGAGAGAUCCCAUCCAGCAGAAGGAGCUAAAAUGUCCCUGCCACUAAAACCCACCUGUGGGCACACACUGAGUGCAGCCAGUGCCAGUAGCAAACACUGUGAGGUCCCAGUGGGGACAAGGACAGGGAACAGAAUGCCAGACAAGCUCUCGUGUUGGCUGAAGGAAGGCUUCACUGAGCCCCUGGGCACCCUAAUAGAGGUGCAGGGAAAUCAUGGAGUCAACUUUACUCCAGUUCUUGUUAAAAAUACAGAGUUGGGGAACAAAGAAUUUUUUUCUUUUUUUGGGAGACCUGAAGAAGUAGCCUGAAAGAGGCACUCAGAGAGGAGCAGGGGUGUGUGCUGGCACCCUCAAAUAGCUGAGCUGCAUCCCAGUGCUUGGUAAACAGCACAGCAGCAGGCAGAGCUGGGUGCUGGAGCAGGAGGCGAGGAUGGGAAGCAACAUUUUGACGGGAGCAGCUCUGGGCAGCACUUGUCCCCAUGCCUCCUGCAGCUCACAUGUGUGGUGUUUCCCAAAGCCUCCUGGCCGCUGGGCAGGUGCCACGUUUGCUUUUGCACGACCUUAUAAAACAGAGGCUUGGAGGCUUUUCUGCUCCUUCCCGGGGGCUGAAAGCUGCGUGGCUCUGUCUCUUCCUCGUGUGCCUUUCACUAUGGCUGGCCUGAACGUUUCCAUCGCCUUUUUCUUCCUGGUACUUGGCACGUGUGAGGCACUCAGGCGGCUCUCCAAGAGGCUGCUGGCCCCGGGACUGUUGGGGUGCCUGGCUGCAGAGCUGGCUGGCUCACUACAGCUGUGCUCGAGCUGUCUGGAGCUGAGGAUGCUGCUGGAGAUCGGCCCGUGGGGCGGCCUCGGCCCCGACGUGGUCCUGACUCUGCUCUUCCUCCUCUUUGCGAUUCACACCGCCUGUGCAAAUGGAGCAGCUGCCAACCCCACCAUUUCUCUCCAGGAGUUUCUUCUCUUCGAAUGCGGCUCCGUGGCUACUGUGGCCAAACUACUGGUCCAGUGUGUGGGUGCAGGGAUGGGCUGGGCCCUCACCAAGCUCUACUGGUCCUGGGAGCUGACACAGCUCCACCUCAUCCAGAACCUCAUGGCUUCUGAGUGCAGCUCCUCCAUCCACACGUCCCCCCACAUUGGAGCUCUGGUGGAGGCUGCCUGCUCUUUCUUCUUCCACCUCAUCCUCCUCAGGCUGCGCCGCAGCCCUGCUGUGUGCCGGGUGCCUGUCCUGGCAGCCACUGUCACCUUCCUGACCUACGUAGCCAUGCCAGCCACAGGAGCCUUCUUCAACCCUGCCCUGGCCACUGCCAGCACCUUCCUGUGCGCGGGGAGCAGCCUGCGGGACUACAUCCAGGUGUACUGGCUGGGGCCCCUCACAGGUAUGCUUGCCGCCCUCUUGCUCUACCAAGGCAACAUCCCAAGGUUCUUCCAAAAAAACCUGCUGUAUGGCCAGAAGAGCAAAUACAAGAUACCCAAGACCAGGGUGACACAUGCAGAAGAUGGAGAGCAGCGGCAGAAGGGAAAAGGGGAGAAGAGCAGCACAGCGCCUCGUGUCUGAGCCCCUCUGCUGGGAGCAGUUCUGGUGUGGAGCAUUUUGUACACCCAAGCCUACAAUGCCAGUCGUGGGGGGGAAACUAAUGUGUUUGCAGAAAUUACUGGUUGUCUGGUGUACGCAGGAAGCUUGCAGAAACUCAGGACCAUUGCGUGGGCACGCUUGGGCAACUCCCAGGUGGUUGCGUCAUGCCAUGUUUGAAAUAAUCUGUCUGUGUCUCUUAUGGCCAUAAAAACAGUGUAAUAAGUCUCGGAGACUUGGGAUGAGGAGGAAGCUAUCUGUAAUGUUUGGUGUUAUUUGAGUUCAACUGACACAAAUCAGUUGUGGACACAGAUUUGUGGACACAAAUCGCACAGCUCAGGGAGAAGGCUUUAAAAUGCUCUGCAAUUCACAGCAGCAGUGCACAGCACGCCCUGCUUCCCCAGUGUGGUUUUUAGCCUGUGUUUUGCAUGCAGCCGGGGAGCUGCAAGGUGACAAUAAUGGGUUCGUAAAGCAUCUUUGGUUCAAAUACGUGGCUCUGGUAUGCGGUGCAGGUGGGUGGUCGCAUGCAGACCCCCGCCAGUCCCAGCCCUGGGCUGCUCUCUGUGCUAUGUGAAAUGUCUCUGCUUAACACAGCGCUCUGUGAAAUAAAUGUUGCAAUUGGCACUAAGGCGAGUGGUGUCAUUCCUCCAGAAAUUGAA